GAAGAAAAGAGGGCACUCUCCCAAGGGACCAAGAACGGGGAGUUGCCGGAUAUAGCAAUUCGAUCUGUCUUCUCUUUUUAUGAAAUACCCUAAUUUUGGUUGAAUUUUCCGUCCUUAGCCUCCAAUCGGAAUCCGAAUCGAUUGCACGCAUCCCGUUUAUAUAUGGACACUUCCUUCUCUGUCUUUGCUUUUGCCUUCCCUCUCUCCUCUAUGUGUGUAUAUAUAGAAAAAAGAACCCAUCGUCACCGAAAAGAAAACCGUAUUCAUAUCAUUUCUUUGUUGUUCUUUUUUUUAUUUUCUUCUUUGUUGUUCUUGAUCAGAAGAAGAAGAUGGGGAGAGGGAAGACUGAGAUCAAGAGGAUAGACAACGUGAACAGCCGUCUAGUGAGGUUCUCCAAGAGGCGAAACGGGCUGAUGAAGAAGGCGAGAGAGCUUUCCAUUCUCUGCGAUGCAGAGGUUGCGGUUAUCGUCUUCUCCAGCACCGGCAAGGUUUACGAUUUCUCCAGUAGCAGUAUGCAUCAAACUCUUUCCAGAUAUGGCUACAGCUCUGUAUCUUCCGACCAUUGGGAACAACCUCAACUCCUUCAGCAUCAGCAACCGCACCCCAGUCUCUUCCAAGAUAUUGACGCAUCGCAGGAAGAUAGUGAUUCUCUGAAGAGCGAGCUCGAGAGAUUGCACCUCUCAUAUGAGAGAAUGAAUGGGAGGGAACUGGAUGGAUUGAGCUUUCAGGAGCUGCUGUCUCUUGAGAACCAGUUGAAUGAAGCCUUGUUGAAUAUCAAGGAUCGGAAGACACAGGUUCUGCUCAAUCAGAUUGAAAGAUCGCGGUUACAGGAGAAAAAAGCCCUCGAAGAAAACGAGAGGCUACGCAAACAGUUGGAGAUGUUCGAGGGAAGUUCAGAACCAUUGGAGUUAACCGCAGUGAACACGGAAUUACAUAUACUGGCUUCAUUUCCUCUUCUGGGUAGGGGAAUGGAAGGCAAGAGCUCUUCAUUGGAUGACGAUAAUGACAGCGACGAUCACCAUUCCGACACUACCUUGCAAUUGGGGUUGCCUUCGGAAUAUAAUCGGAAGAAAAAGAUCCCUAAGAUCGAACCUGCCUGCGACUCCUCCGGUAGCCAAGUUUGCCUCUGAGGAUUGAUCUUUUUUCCCUCUCUCUCUCACUCUCUCUCUCUCCCUCUCUCUCUCUCUCUCUCUCUCUCUCUCUCUCUCUCUCUCUCUCUCUCUGUUGUUAGGAUUUUCUGCGGCCUUCUUGUAAUGGUUGCUGAUUUUGCAAGCAUGGGGAGAUCUGUCUCUAGUUUUGGACAAAAUCUCAAUCCAAAAAAGAAAAAAGAGGAAGAAUCAAAUGUAGUAUCCGUUUCACGCUUUUAGAACA
Messenger RNA from Tarenaya hassleriana, 1371 nucleotides. Its product is annotated as agamous-like MADS-box protein AGL18. Gene Ontology annotation, molecular function: protein dimerization activity; DNA-binding transcription factor activity, RNA polymerase II-specific; RNA polymerase II cis-regulatory region sequence-specific DNA binding. The transcript has 8 exons. The record is from RefSeq and is a predicted model, not a curated record. Gene Ontology annotation, cellular component: nucleus. Lineage: Eukaryota; Viridiplantae; Streptophyta; Magnoliopsida; Brassicales; Cleomaceae. Bases 330 to 1130 code for a protein of 266 amino acids. Gene Ontology annotation, biological process: positive regulation of transcription by RNA polymerase II.